AGAUGAUGGCUUGAAAAAGAUAUCACUAGCCAAUAAAAAAGGUCUAUUACUAAUUGAACACCCUGUAGGUUCUACAGUAAAAAAAAUGCCAAUUAUCUCUUCAGUACAUUAUCAUUUGACCUAAUCGGAGGGUUUGGUAUACUUUUUGGAGAGGAUAUUAGGAGAGUAGGGCUUGAUAUAUAAUAAGUAAGGCUAAGCAGCAUUUUGAAGAAGAAAGGCUAUGGAAUCUGACACUUAUCCUGCGACUUUAACUAAUAGUUUCACUCUUUUUUUGGGUUUUUUUGGACAUAGAAAAUAUUGAUAAUUAUGCCAGUGAAAGAGACGUUGAAUAAACCAAUUCCGGUUACUUUAUUGUCCGGUUUCUUAGGCAGUGGUAAAACCACGCUUUUGGAAAACAUUCUAAAGCAAGAACAUGGUUUCCGGAUUGCAGUUAUAAUCAAUGAUAUUUCAAGUCUAAAUAUCGACGCGGAGUUGAUAACGGGUCAUAAGGUGGUGACUACUAAGGAGAAAGUGAUCCAAUUCCAAAAUGGGUGCAUCUGUUGUACUCUUCGAGGGGAUUUGCUAGAAGAGCUAAUUUCCAUUGCCAAAAACGACGAUUUUGAUUAUAUCAUUAUUGAAAGUACCGGAAUUGGUGAGCCAAUGCAGGUUGCAGAGACUUUCUCACAAGAAUUUUCUGCAUUGAUGGCUGAAACUGCUGAAAAUGAAGAGGAUAUAAAGCUACUUAAGGACAUUGUUAGUUUGGGAGGAUUAAAUAAACUCGCACGACUCGAUACUUGUGUUACAGUGGUUGAUGCUGUAAACUUCUCUGAUGAUAUUGAGACCACUGACUAUUUGGCCGAUAGAUGGGGUUCGAAAAAUAAUUCAAUGAAUGAAGAGGACAGAACUGUUACAGAUUUGCUAGUCGAUCAAAUUGAAUUUGCCGAUGUCAUUGUAAUCAACAAAGCUAGUGGAGUAUCUAAGAGGCUCCUAAAGAAAGUCAAAAAGAUUGUUAAGACCUUGAAUCCUGUUGCUCGUAUUAUUACCACGGAUUAUUCGAAAGUUACUAACAAUCAGGUCCUUGAUACAAAGUUGUUCAACUUUGCGAAAGCAAUUACUUCUUCUGGUUGGUUAAGAAGUUUGGAUGAAUCUAAUGCAAGAGUAGGAUAUGGUGAUGACUUAAGCAAAGAGAGAAUGACUCCUAAACCAGAGACCGAAGAGUAUGGUAUUAAUAAUUUUGUGUACAGAGCUCGCAAGCCAUUUCACCCAAAAAGGUUAUACGAUAUGCUUUGUGAUAAGUUUCAGAUUAUUGAAAGGGUUUCCAUGCCUGAGGAAGAAGGUGGAGAAAAUGAUAAUGGGGAUGAAGGAAUUAAUGACGAUUCAGAUAAAGGGGGAGAAGAAGAAGAAGAAGAAGAAGAAGAAGAGGACGAUGAGGAUGAGGACGAAGGCGAAGAAUUAACCAAAGAAGAAAUGUUAGAUAACAAGAGAAAGUCACCAUUUGGAACUGUUGUUAGAUCUAAGGGUUUCUUUUGGUUGGCAACCAGAUACAUAUUACGGGGAGAAUGGAGCUCUGCUGGAUCUAUGCUUACACUGAAUGCCGGUCCACCAUGGUUCGGCGCCACCGCCAAAGAGUUCUGGCCUGAAGACAAAGAAACCGUAGAAUCGAUCCGAAAAGAUUUCCAAGGUGUUCAUGAGGACAGAAGACAGGAAAUUGUUCUGAUUGGAUUCAAGAUCAAGCCAAGUAGAUUACAGAAGAUGCUUGAUAGCUGCUUGCUAACAGACAAGGAAUUUGAAGAGUACAACAAAGUUGCCACAAAGAGAGACUUAGUGUUGAUCGAGAAGAAUUUGGCAGGCAUGUAUGAAGAUGGAUUUGAAGAUUGGGAUUUCAUCCAAGAGCCAGAUGAACACAAUGACCACUGAAAUUCAUUAAGAACCUGUACAUUUUCUGUAUAUAUAGCUCUCCACGUUUAGGUCUGUAACUUACAAGGGUUAAAAGUCUCUAUUGGGGUAAAAAUCGUAUGACUUCGUAGAACCUCCAAUACAUAUUCUUAACACAAUACUCCCGUCUAAUAAGAUUGUCGGAAACUAUCUCAGUUUGCCGUUCGAAGAGUGUGGUUGUCAGCUGAACCAUUGAGCUGGGGUAAAAUUACGUGAAAGAGUGGAGAAGAUUCACAUUGCAGCUGUGAAUUGUGGCAUCUGCUUAAACAAUGUAGUCCGCGCUGGGCUCUCCUUAUCUUUUUUUCUCGUUUGUAUCCUAACCUUUAGCCGUGCUCCUCUGUGGAUUGUGAAAUCCAGCUAAAGCCAUCGUUAUUGUCGGGAUUGCCAUUCCCGUCUGCAGUUUCGGCACCAAACCUUGUUAGAUGCAUAUCUUGUAUCCGGGCUG
Molecule: messenger RNA, 2359 nt
Organism: Pichia membranifaciens NRRL Y-2026
Lineage: Eukaryota; Fungi; Ascomycota; Pichiomycetes; Pichiales; Pichiaceae
Exons: 1
Coding region: 307-1896 (529 amino acids)
Source: RefSeq, a predicted model, not a curated record